CGAGGCCGGGGAUCCGAGCUUGCCGCCCGUCGCCGCCAUGCCGGACAGCUGGGAUAAGGACGUGUACCCCGAGCCCCCGCGCCGCACGCCAGCGCCAUCGCCGCAGACCUCGCUGCCCAACCCCAUCACCUACCUGACCAAGGCCUUCGACUUCCUCGUGGACCGGCCCGUGACCCUCGUGAGAGACUUCAUCGAGCGGCAGCACGCCAAGAACAGAUACUACUAUUACCACCGGCAGUUCCGCCGCGUGCCCGACAUCACUGAGUGCGAGGAGAAGGACGUCCUGUGCAUGUUCGAGGCAGAAAUGCAGUGGCGGAGGGACUACAAAGUUGACCAGGAGAUCGUUAACAUCAUCCAGGAGAGGAUGCAGGCCUGCCAGCAGCGGGAAGGCGAGAGCUACAAGCAGAACUGUGCCAACGAGCUGGAGCAGUUUGCCCAGGUGUCCAAGGCCUACCAGGACCGCUAUCACGACCUGGGGGCCCACUUUUCUGCCAGGAAGUGCCUGGCCAAACAGAAGCAGAGGAUGCUGGCUGAGAGAAAAGCUGCAAAGGAGCCAGCUGCUGCCUGAGCCCCUUCCUGUCACAGUUUUACUUCUGAAAUAAAGUGACGAACUUGUCCAGGUUUCCCGUGUUGCCUCCAACUCAAUCCCAAACCCAGUGCCAUCAAGUCCCUUCUGACUCACAGAGAGCCUGUGUUAAGAGUUUAACUGCUUUGCAAGGUUUUCUCCGCUGCGAUCUUUAUGGGAGAUCACCAGGCCUGCCUUCCAGCACCACUGGAUGGGUGUGAUCGCCAGCCUUUGCUAACUGAAGGCAGACCGGUUUACACCGCCCAGGACAACCGCCUGAUUUGGCCGGUCCCACCCCCACAGA
Molecule: messenger RNA, 869 nt
Organism: Trichechus manatus latirostris (Florida manatee)
Lineage: Eukaryota; Metazoa; Chordata; Mammalia; Sirenia; Trichechidae
Gene: NDUFB10
Product: NADH:ubiquinone oxidoreductase subunit B10
Exons: 4
Coding region: 38-568 (176 amino acids)
Source: RefSeq, a predicted model, not a curated record